Brenthis ino (lesser marbled fritillary) is the source of this 528-nucleotide messenger RNA. Lineage: Eukaryota; Metazoa; Arthropoda; Insecta; Lepidoptera; Nymphalidae. The record is from the annotation of a GenBank genome assembly.
AUGUCGUGUUAUGCUGUGUUUUGUCCAUCAAGAACAACUAAAAGAGCAGUCAAAGAUGCAGAAUUAUUAUUUCACACGUUUCCAAAAUGUCCGGAAAUCAGAGAUCAGUGGAUAAAGGCUGUAAGACGCGAAAAUUGGGAGCCGACUAAAUACUCCAGAUUAGUACAAAUUGCUGGAUGGGGCGGCAUUGUUGUUGCAUCCACUGGAUUUUAUUUGCAAAAUAAACUUGUUGAUAGGGUUAGAAACUACGAUUAUUACAAAGAUGCAUUAAAAAUACUAAGAAGGCAUCCAGGAGCUGUUCACUUCCUGGGCGAGCCAAUAAAAGAUAAAAAAUUUAAAUUGAGUGAUGCUGAAAAUAACUCAUGGAGCCAAAAUACUGCUACAUUUAAAGUUCCUGUAACUGGACAAAAAGAAAAAGGAAUUUAUUACUUCACUGCAGAAAAGACAGAUGAUAAGUGGUUAAUAGUUAAGGCUGAACUGGAAUUGAAAUCGAAACCUGAUGAACGAUUAGUAAUAGUCAAACAAAAA